AUGGCCCCGUUCCUGCCGCCAUCGCGGACCGUUCCGCUACAACCACGACAAGCCUCCACUGCUACCACCACAGUCACCGUCACAAGCAACCCCAAUAACGGCAACGGUGGAGGCUCAACACUGGAUGGCGGCGCAAUUGCAGGCAUUGUCAUUGGCUCCAUUGUCGGAUUUCUCCUCCUCGUCUGGAUCAUCCGCUCUUGCUUCAACCUGGGCGGACCUUCACCCACGCCAGAGGUUGAGCCCUGGUAUGGCCGCCACUCGGAGCCAAAGCAUUACCAUCGCCAUCACCACCGACGGCCUCGCAGCCGCCGUCCGCGCUCGCGCUCGUCUAGCAUCACGCUGCCGCCGCCCCCGGUGGUUGUGAGACAGGAACGAUCGGGAGGACGGAGGUCAAGUCGGAGCCGGAGCGUCUACAAUACAUACUGA
Molecule: messenger RNA, 426 nt
Organism: Beauveria bassiana ARSEF 2860
Lineage: Eukaryota; Fungi; Ascomycota; Sordariomycetes; Hypocreales; Cordycipitaceae
Exons: 1
Coding region: 1-426 (141 amino acids)
Source: RefSeq, a predicted model, not a curated record